AUGUCUGGAUACGGACGUGAUUCCGGUGGUGAUGGAUAUGGUGGUGGUGGUAGUAGUUAUUCAAGUAAUGAUUAUCAUUCAGGACGAGGUGGUGGUCGAAAUAAUUAUGACAAUAACAGUGGACAAAAACGAAAUUAUUCUGAUUCACGUAGUGGUGGAGGUCAUGGCAGCGACAGUGGUUACAGCCGUGGUCGAAAUGAUUACCAAAGUAAUAACGAUGAUAGUGGCGGAUACAAUCGCAGCCGUAAUGAUUAUCAAAAUAAUGAUGAUAGAGGAAGCGGUGGAUAUAGCCGUGGCCGAAGUAAUAACGAUGAUAGAGGAAGUGGUGGAUAUAAUCGAAGCCGAAAUGAUCAUCAAAGUAAUAAUGAUGAUGGUGGCGGUUACAAUCGGGGUCGUAGUGACUAUAAUAGCAGUGGUGGCAGCAAUGAUUCAGGGUUGGAAACUCAACGUGAUACGAUAUUCAUUCAAAACUUACCUCGAAAUGUCACUUCGGAACAACUUAGAGACGUUUUCAGUCAAAUUGGAGUAAUCAAAAAUGAUAAGAAAACAGGUCAACCGAAAAUUUGGAUUUACAAGGAUAAAAAUACUGGGGAAGGUAAAGGCGAAGCAACAAUCACAUACGAAGAUGAGGAAGCAGCACAAGCAGCUAUCAAUUGGUACAAUGACAAAGAAGUUCUAUCCAAUAUUGUGAAGAUCUCAUUAGCUACUCGUCGGGCCUCGGCAUUUGGCGGCCGAGGAGGUUUUCGUGGUCGUGGUGGAUUCCGUGGACGAGGAGGUGGUGGUGAUCAUGGUGGCUACCGUGGCAGAGGUGGAGAUCGAGGUGUUGACUAUCGCGGUGGCGGGGGUGGAGGUCGCGGAGCCAGUUAUGGUUCCAGUAGAGACAAUCGCUCAAAUCCGUAUUAA
This is a messenger RNA of Adineta ricciae, 903 nucleotides long. NCBI's taxonomy places the organism in Eukaryota, Metazoa, Rotifera, Eurotatoria, Adinetida, Adinetidae. The record is from the annotation of a GenBank genome assembly.